CUACUUUUUAUUUUCGUUCAACGUUAAAUAGAUGGCUGAUGAAAUUUCUCCACGCAGUUUGUUGUUAGUGGUUUUACCUGCGUGUGUUUCAACCGGUUCAGUUUGUUGUUGUUUGUGUUUGCUUAAUUUAUUAAAUCCUUUCGCUUUGUCCGUCACGGAUAGAAUUUUUUAAAUUGAAAUUUCAUUGUUUUCUACGUAACAGAUUUGUUUUAAAAAUAUAACGAAGGUAAAAAUAGGAAUCUUCGUAACAUAAACGUUUAAGGAACUGUAGAACCAAAUCACAGGAACGUGUUGAGCUCGAUACUUUGUGACUAUGAGAUUACAUCUGUUUGUAUUCAUUGAAAUACUUGGACAUUCUAAAGUCCAUACGUCGGACAUCUGUAGCAGUAAAUGUGAUGAGGACAUCACCUCCAGGACUGUGUCCUAUCCCCUGCCGGGUAAAGUGGACAUCGUGACGUCAUGCGGACGGGGAAACUUCUGGAACCAGACUGGGAACAGAUGUCACCCAUGUCAGGCUGGAACAUUCAUGACAUUCAAGAUGGCGGAGAUAACGUUAACUGCUUGUCAGCCAUGUGCUAAACCGAGUGAGAAUGAAAUAAUAGAAACCGGCUGCAGCUCGACAAGAGACAGUACCUUGACCUGUGCAGGAGGGUAUUACAACAAACCCGGACAGUGCUGGUGUGAGUGGGCAUGCGCAGCGUGUGACGCGACGUGUGGAUACGGCGAGAACUUGUACUUUGAGCACGAGGCCAGACCGUGCACCGUUGCGCACAACCGGAAGUGCUGUUCGGACCCGGGCAUGACGGUUAAAGAUGGCGACUGUGUGCCGGUCGAGACGACAACAUUGUCAACCACGACGCUUGAAGACGCCUUAACAAGCAGAAGAAACGUGACCAAAACAAGAGACAUAGUAGUCGUACACAAUAAAACCUCAGGGAUAAACACACAUUCCCAUUUGUGGAAUGUUCUAGUGUGUGUUACUGUGAAAUUCAUAAUAUAUAUGAACUUUUAGUGAUGAAAAAAGGCAUAGACGGGGAAAAGUUAUAAGGCGAACUAAUUGGUAGCUAUGUAUAUACUAGCUGCAUACCCGUGCUCCGCCACGGUAAAUCUUUUUAAAUGUACCAACUUGGGAA
This is a messenger RNA of Physella acuta, 1133 nucleotides long. RefSeq lists its product as uncharacterized. The record is from RefSeq and is a predicted model, not a curated record. NCBI's taxonomy places the organism in Eukaryota, Metazoa, Mollusca, Gastropoda, Physidae.